AUGAGGAUUCUCCCCUUCCUGCUGUCCGCCGCUGCGGUGGUGUCCAGUGUCUGGGCAGACACUGGCGCCGAGAAGUACAACUAUCAGAGCGAUGUCGCCCGUAUGCGCAAGAUCGUCAUCAACAGCCUUUACUCCCACAAUGAGAUCUUCUUGCGAGAGCUGAUCUCCAACGCGAACGACGCUAUAGAGAAGCUGCGGUUGACCGCACUCACCAACAAGGACCUUCAAGUUACCGAACCUCUGAACAUCACCAUCGUUCCCGACCUUGAGAAGAAGACGCUGACCAUCACUGAUACCGGUAUCGGUAUGACUGCCGAUGAACUCAGGGAUAACCUGGGCACGCUCGCCAAGUCCGGCACCUCCGAGUUCCUCGCCAAAGCAGAGAGCACCGACACCACCGGCCGCGGCAACCUCAUCGGCGCCUUCGGUCUCGGCUUCUACUCUAGCUUCCUCGUCGCCGACAAGGUCGAGGUCGCCUCUCGCCCCCCGCCCUCUGCGAAGAACCCUAACCCCAAGCAGCACGUCUUCGCCUCCGCCGCCGACGACUCAUCCUUCGAAAUCUACCCCGACCCGCGCGAUGUCACUCUGGCGCACGGCACGGAGAUCACGCUGCAUCUGAAGGACGACGCGCUGGAGUAUCUGAAGCAUGAUAAGAUUGUGGAUCUGGUGCAGAAGCACUCUUCGUAUUCGUCUAGCUUCCCGAUUUUUUUGCAUCGGGUGCGCGUGGAGGAGGUGCCGGUCGAGGAGGAGGAUGAGCCGGUGCUGAAGGACCAGACGACGCCGGAGGACGAGGAUGAGGCUAUCUUGGAGGAUGAGGAGGUGAAGGAGCCCAAGACCCCCGAGACGAAGAUGGUCUCCGUCGAGGAGUGGAUCCACCUCAACUCUCAACAGCCGAUCUGGCAGAGGGACCCCAAGGAAAUCAGCGAUGAGGAGUACAAAGAGUUCUACAAGGCCUUCUUUAAGGACUCCGAGGAACCCAUGGCCUGGGAUCACUUUUCCGGCGAGGCAGGCUCCGGCGUCAACUUCAAAGCCAUCGUCUACCUCCCAAGCAAAAUCACCGAAGAAUUCUGGCAACAGCCCCUCGAAGCCCGCGGCAAGGACACCAAGCUCCUCGUCAAGCGCACCUUCAUCACCUCCGACUUCGGUGAACACGCCCUCCCCAAAUGGGCCUCCUGGGUCAAGGUCGUCGUCGACGCGGAGGACCUCCCCCUGAACGUCUCCCGCGAGACGCUCCAGCACUCGGUGUUCCUGCGCCAACUGCGGUCGAUCAUCCUCAAGCACAUCAUCGGCCUGUUCGCGAAGCGCGCGGCGAUCGAGGAUCACGAUAAUGAAGAGUUCAGGAAGUUCUACGAUACGUACGGGUCGAUCUUGAAGUUGGGGGCGGUGGAGGAUGCGAAGAAUCGGGAGAAGCUGGCCGCGCUGGUGCGGUUUACGACGAAUCAGAGGGAGUUUGUGAGCCUGGACGAUUACAUCGAGAACAAGCGGCAGGGCCAGAAGCAGAUCUUCUACCUCGCGGAGAUGGGUCGGCGCACGGAGGACCUGGCGAAGAGCGUCUUCGUUGAGAAGCUGCAUGCGCGUGGAUAUGAGGUGUUGUUGAUGGUGGAGCCGCUGGACGAGAUUCUUGUGCAGAACAUGCGGACCUACAACAAGCUCCGCUUCCAGGACGUGGCGAAGAGCGGGCUCAAGUUUGGCGACGAGGAGGACGAGGAGGAGGAGAAGGCGAAGCUCCAGGAACUCAAGGAGCGCUUCAAGCCGCUGACUGACUACCUGCGCCGCGAAGCCAGGGAUGCUGUCCGUGAUGUUGUCAUCACGAACCGCCUCGUCACCAGCCCCUGCGCCGUCGUCGCCGACAGCUUCGGCUACACCGCCAACAUCCAGCGCCUCAUGAGCGCCCAGGCCUCGCACGCGAAGGACAAAGACCCCAUGCUCGAGCUCGCCAUGAAGGCGAAAACGCUUGAGAUCAACCCGCGCUCGCCCCUCAUCGAGGGCCUCCUCCGGCGCGUCGAGGCGCUCGGGGACGAGCCUGACCCCGAGGAGGAGGAGGAGCUGCGGGAGGUCGCGUCCAUCCUCAUCGACGGCGCGCUCGUGCGCUCCGGCUUCGACGUGCCCGACUCGAACGAGUUCUUCAGCCGCGUGGACCGGGUGCUGAGGCGCUCGCUGGGGGUGUCGGAGAGCGCGCCGACGGACGAUAGCGUGAAGAGCGCGCCGCCGGUGGACCCGGAGCUGCCUGUCGAGGAGGAGCCCGAGUUCGAUAUGAGCAUGUUCGGGACGCCGAAGGUGAUGGGGGAGGAGGAUGGGGUGCCGGGGAUCCAGUUGCCUGAUGAGUUGAAGGACAAGGUGCAUAUCGAGAUGGAGGAGGUGGACGAAGAGGGGAACGUGGUGGAAAAGGCGCAGCAUGAUGAGCUGUAG
Molecule: messenger RNA, 2409 nt
Organism: Schizophyllum commune H4-8
Lineage: Eukaryota; Fungi; Basidiomycota; Agaricomycetes; Agaricales; Schizophyllaceae
Product: heat shock protein Hsp90
Exons: 12
Coding region: 1-2409 (802 amino acids)
Biological process (GO): protein folding
Molecular function (GO): ATP-dependent protein folding chaperone; ATP hydrolysis activity; ATP binding
Source: RefSeq, a predicted model, not a curated record